UUGCAACCAACUUCACGUUCAACCCUUUUGUCAUUUCGAGACUUACGGACACGCGAACGUCGGCAGAGUAAAGCCAACGUUCGCUGUUUUUUAUUAGAGAUGUCUCGAAAGAAAGCUACUGAGGAGACAGACAAAUUAACACGUAUCGCAAUCGUGAAUGCUGAUCGUUGUAAGCCUAAAAGAUGUAGGCAAGAAUGCAAGAAAAGUUGCCCAGUGGUGCGCAUGGGUAAGCUUUGCAUCGAAGUGACUCCCAAUGACAAGAUUGCCACCAUAUCUGAGGAGCUGUGUAUUGGUUGUGGUAUUUGUGUGAAGAAAUGUCCAUUUGAUGCUAUAACCAUCAUUAAUAUUCCAUCUAACUUGGAGAAACAUACCACUCACCGUUACUCUAAAAACUCAUUCAAACUUCAUCGUUUGCCGAUACCUCGACCUGGAGAGGUUCUGGGACUUGUUGGUCAGAACGGUAUUGGAAAGUCCACUGCCUUGAAAAUCCUUGCUGGCAAACAGAAACCAAAUUUGGGACGAUUUGCUGAUCCUCCUGAUUGGCAAGAGAUUCUAUCUCAUUUCCGCGGGUCAGAGCUUCAGAACUAUUUCACUAAGAUUCUUGAAGAUGAUUUGAAGGCUCUCAUUAAACCUCAAUAUGUGGACCAAAUUCCGAAGGCUGUGAAAGGAACCGUCGGGCAGUUACUUGAUAAGAAAGAUGAAAGAAAAAAUCAAGAGAUCAUCUGUAGUAUGCUGGAUCUGUCUCAUAUUCGUGAUCGUGAGAUUGCUGCGCUGUCCGGUGGGGAGCUCCAACGUUUUGCAUGUGCGAUGGUUUGCAUUCAGAACGGUGAUAUAUUCAUGUUUGAUGAACCUUCUUCAUACUUGGAUGUUAAACAGCGUCUGAACGCUGCUAGGACCAUAAGGUCGCUUAUUGACCCUGAUAAGUUUAUUAUAGUUGUGGAGCAUGACUUGUCAGUACUGGAUUAUUUAUCUGACUUUAUUUGUUGUUUGUAUGGCGUCCCUGGUGCUUAUGGUGUUGUCACUAUGCCUUUCUCUGUUCGUGAAGGUAUAAAUAUUUUCCUCGAUGGUUUUGUGCCAACUGAAAAUAUGAGAUUUAGGACUGAAUCACUUGUGUUCAAAGUAGCUGAGUCUGCAACUGAAGAAGAGAUAAAAAGAAUGAACCACUAUGAAUAUCCUCAAAUGAGCAAAAAGAUGGGUGAUUUUAGUCUAUAUGUAGAACAAGGAGAGUUCUCUGAUUCAGAAAUCUUAGUACUUUUGGGUGAAAAUGGUACAGGAAAAACUACAUUCAUUAGAAUGUUAGCUGGUAAUCUGGAACCCGAUGAAGGUGCAAACCAACUGCCACAGCUACAUAUUAGUUAUAAGCCACAGAAAAUAUCACCCAAAUCGCAGGGCAUGGUUAGAAAUCUUCUUCACGACAAGAUAAGAGAUGCGUACACACAUCCACAGUUUAUUACAGAUGUAAUGAAGCCAAUGAAAAUCGAAGAGAUUAUGGACCAAGAAGUGCAGAAUUUGUCGGGUGGUGAAUUGCAGCGUGUAGCGUUGGUGCUAUGUCUCGGUAAACCGGCCGAGGUUUAUCUUAUUGAUGAACCUUCAGCCUAUUUAGAUUCCGAACAACGUCUUGUUGCUGCCAAGGUUAUAAAACGGUUCAUUCUGCACGCCAAGCGUACUGGUUUUGUGGUAGAGCACGAUUUCAUAAUGGCAACAUAUCUGGCAGACAGAGUCAUAGUAUUUGAAGGAACACCCUCGUCUAACGCAACUGCCCACGCUCCACAGUCAUUGUUAAAUGGAAUGAACAAAUUUUUGGAACUGCUCGGUAUUACAUUCAGAAGAGAUCCAAAUAAUUUCAGACCUAGGAUCAAUAAACAUGCAUCUGUGAAGGAUAUAGAACAGAAGAGAGCAGGCCAGUAUUUCUUCCUGGAAGACUAA
This is a messenger RNA of Danaus chrysippus (African queen), 1926 nucleotides long. NCBI's taxonomy places the organism in Eukaryota, Metazoa, Arthropoda, Insecta, Lepidoptera, Nymphalidae. The record is from the annotation of a GenBank genome assembly.